AUGGGUGCCCAAUCUGUUCUUUUUGUAUUACUUUCAAUAAGUCUGGAACAUUUUGUUAGAGGAGAAUUUCAACAUAGUUUAGCGAUCACAGAUAUUUUACCCGAAGACAUAAAACGUUACGAUAAAAUGCGACCGCCCAAGAAGGAGGGUCAACCGUGUAUAGUAUAUUUUCAUGUUACCGUUAUGGGUUUAGAUUCUAUCGAUGAGAAUUCGAUGACCUAUGUGGCGGAUAUAUUUUUUGCACAAACAUGGAAAGAUCAUCGUUUGCGGUUACCAGAGAAUAUGACAACUGAAUACCGUCUGCUCGAAGUGGAUUGGUUAAAAAAUGUUUGGCGUCCCGAUUCGUUCUUUAAAAAUGCCAAAUCGGUGACAUUUCAAACCAUGACGAUACCCAAUCAUUAUAUGUGGCUUUAUAAGGAUAAGACGAUACUUUAUAUGGUCAAGCUGACACUGAAGCUGUCGUGUAUUAUGAAUUUCGCGAUUUAUCCACACGAUACGCAGGAGUGUAAACUGCAAAUGGAAAGUUUAUCCCAUACCACAGAUGACAUGAUUUUUCAAUGGGAUCCCACAACACCACUGGUGGUGGACGAAAACAUUGAACUGCCUCAGGUGGCAUUGAUACGCAAUGAAACAGCCGAUUGUACCCAAGUCUAUUCGACGGGUAAUUUUACAUGCCUCGAAGUAGUUUUCACUCUGAAGAGACGUCUAGUUUACUAUGUUUUCAAUACCUAUAUCCCGACAUGUAUGAUUGUCAUUAUGUCAUGGGUAUCAUUUUGGAUUAAACCGGAGGCGGCUCCGGCCCGGGUUACACUGGGUGUAACAUCGCUGCUAACCCUAUCUACUCAGCAUGCGAAGUCUCAAUCAUCGCUGCCGCCAGUCUCCUAUUUGAAAGCGGUCGAUGCUUUUAUGUCCGUUUGUACGGUGUUCGUGUUUAUGGCCCUCAUGGAAUAUUGUCUCAUCAAUAUCGUGCUAAGUGACACCCCGAUACCCAAACCUAUAGCAUAUCCUCCAAAACCUAAACCGGAGGAAGAGAAAAAAGAACCGGAAAAGAAAACGGCACCAGAACCACCACCCAAGCCACCAUUGACCGAUGAGAAAAUUGAGAAAAUAUUCGAUGAAAUGACACGAAAUAAGAGGGUUCCCCAUACACAUACACGACGUGUUAUGCGGCCACCACUUGAUGCCGACGGUCCAUGGAUUCCCCGGCAGGAGUCGCGUAUAAUUCUAACACCCGGAAUUGCUCCACCACCGCCACCAAAACCACCAUCGCCUGAACCACCCAAACCGAAAUUGACACCCCAACAGCAACGUCUCAAACGAGCCAUCUACAUUGAUCGAACAUCACGCGUUUUGUUUCCCGCGUUAUUUGCCAGUCUAAAUGCCAUCUAUUGGAUAGUAUUUUAUGAAUAUCUUUAA
Messenger RNA from Musca vetustissima, 1416 nucleotides. RefSeq names its product glycine receptor subunit alpha-4 (gene ort). Gene Ontology annotation, molecular function: extracellular ligand-gated monoatomic ion channel activity; chloride channel activity; transmembrane signaling receptor activity. The record is from RefSeq and is a predicted model, not a curated record. Gene Ontology annotation, biological process: chloride transmembrane transport; chemical synaptic transmission; signal transduction. Lineage: Eukaryota; Metazoa; Arthropoda; Insecta; Diptera; Muscidae. The transcript is spliced from 4 exons. Gene Ontology annotation, cellular component: neuron projection; membrane; synapse. Bases 1 to 1416 code for a protein of 471 amino acids.